Messenger RNA from Letharia columbiana, 600 nucleotides. RefSeq lists its product as uncharacterized. Gene Ontology annotation, molecular function: proton-transporting ATPase activity, rotational mechanism. The record is from RefSeq and is a predicted model, not a curated record. The coding region runs from base 1 to 600 and encodes 199 amino acids. Gene Ontology annotation, biological process: proton transmembrane transport. The transcript is spliced from 5 exons. Lineage: Eukaryota; Fungi; Ascomycota; Lecanoromycetes; Lecanorales; Parmeliaceae. Gene Ontology annotation, cellular component: proton-transporting V-type ATPase, V0 domain.
AUGAGUCUUGUUUAUGGUGCAUAUGGGGGCACUACAGCUCUAGGGGUCGUGGGACUUUAUCUACUAUUCACUGGAGAUGGGGAAGCCUUCAAUGUUGGACAAUUUUUAGAGAGCGUAUCGCCAUAUGCAUGGGCAGAUCUAGGCAUUGGUCUCUGCAUUGGGCUAUCAGUUGUUGGGGCAGCAUGGGGAAUUUUCAUCACCGGCUCCUCGAUCCUCGGCGGCGGUGUCAAGGCACCUCGAAUAAGAACAAAGAACUUGAUAUCGAUUAUCUUUUGCGAAGUCGUGGCAAUUUACGGCGUCAUCAUGGCCAUCGUAUUCUCCUCAAAACUGCAAAUGGUUGAGGGAGAAGCUGCCUACUCAGCCUCCAAUCAGUAUACUGGGUACGCUCUUUUUUGGUCGGGCCUCACAGUUGGCAUGUGCAACUUGAUAUGUGGUGUCUCGGUGGGGAUCAACGGGAGUAGCGCAGCACUGGCCGAUGCUGCGGAUCCAAGUUUAUUCGUCAAAGUACUUGUUAUAGAGAUCUUCAGCUCUGUCUUGGGAUUGUUCGGGCUUAUCAUCGGCUUACUCGUAUCUAGCAAAGCACCAGCAUUCACAGCUUAG